Molecule: messenger RNA, 539 nt
Organism: Pseudogymnoascus destructans
Lineage: Eukaryota; Fungi; Ascomycota; Leotiomycetes; Thelebolales; Thelebolaceae
Exons: 1
Coding region: 1-321 (106 amino acids)
Source: RefSeq, a predicted model, not a curated record
AUGGGGACAUUGGGUGAGGAAAGCAUCCUCACAAUCGCCAGCCCGAUGGCAUGGCUUCUGGCACGAGUGAAUGCCACAACGAAGGCGAUGUCGGCAAGUCUGUCCACAGGAGAUCUGGUUGGACCAGCAAGGUUGGUUUUUAAGGAUUUUCUUGCCGCACAUGCAUGUCUUCUGCACAAGGUACGGGCACUUGGGGCAGGGCUCUCCAUCGCCGUGGCAUUGGUGGUUGACUGGGGGAUGGCCACAUGCGGUGCGCCUAUUGCAUUAGGCCACUUCAGCAGCUGCUACACUCGCGAGUGUAGCAGCUGCGAUGUGGUGUAGCUUUAGCCUAGAGUAGUUAGCUGCUGUAUAUAGCGUAAUAUACGAUAAUUUGAGGACCUGCUUGAAUUGUUCACAUUUUACAACGCUGGACUUUGCCAUUUUGACGAGAAAUGGGAGAGCUGCGGAAACUGGUUUAGAUGUAAUUCUCCCCUUCCGGCCAUACCCCCCACGGCGUUCCCUUUGUAACACCCCACGUGACAUAGAGCCCUUUGUUCCCU